AUGUCCGAUACCAGUUCCAGAGCUGCUUCGAAAAAGGCCGAUGGUGAUGACGGCCAGGAGCAGCCUAAUAAAAGGAGAAGAAUCGCAUUGGCUUGUUCGGCCUGUCGGGCUCGCAAAUCACGUUGUGACGGCGCACGGCCAAAGUGUGGUUUAUGCAGAGACCUGGGCUUCGAAUGUACCUAUGUUCAGGCUGCAUCGUCUACCAAUGUCAUUGUGGGCAAAGAAUACUUCUCCUCAUUGGAGGACCGCGUGCAGCACAUCGAGGACACUCUGGAUGGCUUCCGGACUAGCAUCAAUGACUUGAAUCUCAACAUCACAGGGAGACCAGUCAAGCCAGAUGUCCCGCGUACUGCUGAGCCAGACAAUGAUCACAUGAUGGAGCCCGACACAGCUGUUGGUGACGACCAAAUCAAUGAGGUCUUCGCCCUUGGUGACGGCUUCAGAGCCAUGGAGCAAGAGACCGGCUUCUUCGGUCCAUCAUCUAACAUUGCUUUCCUACGUCAUAUCGCCAAAGCAGUCGGUAAGGUCAAGAAGGCGCCAAAUCAGCUACCCACCCCAGCUUCUGUUGAGUCUGACAACCUCGAUGGAGGAGUCCUGGAGAUACAACGGCCAGGUUCACCCAUCAGACAAGUCUUUCACACUCAGCGCAUAGAUGUUUUCACCCUGCCCUCAAACCAAGAGACACUGGGAUAUAUUGAGAGGUACUUUGAUGACCCUGGCUUUCUGUACCCUUUCUUACAUAAGCCAACGUUUCUUGCGACGUAUCAUGAGAUGCGAAAGAGAGACCCAAGGGAGGUUCCCAGAACAUGGCUUGGUUUACUGAACGUAGUCAUGACCAUGGCAACAGCAACGAAGCAGCCAUUCGACAGGAAUUCCAGUAAUUCUGAGGAGCGGUUCAAGGAAGCCGAAAAGUUCUUCAAAAGGGGCAUGAUGCUGUGCCAGAGACCCAUGAUGCGUGGCACAAGUGUCGAAGUUGUGCAAUUCUGUUUACUAGCCAGCAUGUAUCUCCAGGGGAGUCAAAAGUCCAUCGAAGCAUGGACCAUCCAUGGCCUUGCUGUCAAGGCUGCAUUUCAACUGGGUCUCCAUUCAAGAGAGGCCUCGCACAAGUACACCGGCAUGCAGAGAGCUCUUCGCAGUAGAGCUUGGUUCGGUUGUGUUCUGGUAGACAGGACGCUGUCCAUGACGUUUGGGCGUCCUGCGGCCAUCCCGGAUGACUAUAUUCGGGUUGAUCUGCCAGAGCCAUGGCCAGAAUAUGAACCUCCGUCAGCGAAUAGGACAGUCAAGGACAGCACUAUCUUCAUGAAUAUGACAAUACAACUUUACCGGUACAUGUGGCAAGCCAUUGACGAGUUAUACCAAAAGAACCUUGGCUCUGACAUGCCGUUACCUCUUCAGCAAACGGUAGCUUCCAUGCUCCGGAUAGACAAUGACAUGUCAACCUGGGAAGAGGCGCUACCAAGUCACCUCCGCUUACGAUCGUCGCAAACGAUCGCACUCGACAUGCACAAGCCACCAAUGCAUCACGUCGCCACCUCAGAUGAACGUUUGUCAUUCCUAUUGACCCUUCGAUAUCAUAACGUGCGACUUCUCAUACAUCGACCUCUUCUGGCCAAAUUCCUUGAUGUCUGUGCAAUAUCGGGGGGAGAUGCUACCGAGAUUGCCAUCUUAAACCAGCAUGGCGCAGCUAGUCUGCACGUCAACAUUCGAUCAGCUGCUGAGAUUAUUGAGAGUAUCCAUGCAGCGGCCCAUUCGGCGAGCAAACGACCAACGCUCGGGGCCUGGUGGUUCUCCCUGUAUUACACCUUCAAUGCUGCACUUGUACUCUUUGCUAGCCUGGUAGUAGUCCGCCCAGAGAACUUGGAUGCACCACCAGUUACCGAGGAGACCAUUACGCUUGCCAAGGAGUCCUUAGGGAAGGCACUCGAGAUCAUGGCGGUGCUCGACAAGGGUAAUGUCAUGGUCGACCGAUGUGCACAGUACCUUGGGCCGCUGGUCGCAUUUAUCAACCAAAUAUUCCAAAUCCCAGUUCCUGUGUCGGCCGAUCUGUUCCAGAGCGCCAUUCCGUACGGGGGCGUGAGCGGUGAUCCAAGCUACACGACGCUGCCGAAUGAUCCAACCCAGUUCAGCAUGGACUUUGGCGAGUUCAUGAUGCCUAGCGAUAUGGAUUGGAUGAGCUGCUACUUCAACCCGAACAAUCAGCAAAUACCGGGCCCAGAAUUUCCCAGUACGUGGCCCAGCAGCGGGCCUGGAGUCGGCACGAGUAUGGGAUAA
This is a messenger RNA of Pseudovirgaria hyperparasitica, 2271 nucleotides long. RefSeq lists its product as uncharacterized. The coding region runs from base 1 to 2271 and encodes 756 amino acids. Gene Ontology annotation, molecular function: RNA polymerase II cis-regulatory region sequence-specific DNA binding; DNA-binding transcription factor activity, RNA polymerase II-specific; zinc ion binding. Lineage: Eukaryota; Fungi; Ascomycota; Dothideomycetes; Acrospermales; Acrospermaceae. Gene Ontology annotation, cellular component: nucleus. The record is from RefSeq and is a predicted model, not a curated record. Gene Ontology annotation, biological process: DNA-templated transcription; positive regulation of transcription from RNA polymerase II promoter by galactose. The transcript has 7 exons.